Messenger RNA from Copidosoma floridanum, 2575 nucleotides. RefSeq names its product glutamate decarboxylase (gene Gad1). Lineage: Eukaryota; Metazoa; Arthropoda; Insecta; Hymenoptera; Encyrtidae. Gene Ontology annotation, molecular function: glutamate decarboxylase activity; pyridoxal phosphate binding. Gene Ontology annotation, cellular component: cytoplasm. The record is from RefSeq and is a predicted model, not a curated record. Gene Ontology annotation, biological process: GABA biosynthetic process.
CGCUGGACCCGCAGUCCCGCGCGAAGCCACCCCAAAGUCUCUUCUCGUCGUCUUUCGCUGCAGCAGCAACAACCUACCCAUUUACUCGUACCGUCUACCCCGGCGUAUUUUGUCCUUCUCCUCCUACUCCUUUCGCUCGUCCUCUCCUCUUGUAUCGCUCACACCCGUCAAAGUACUCGCCGCGUGUCUCUCUCGCUCUCUCUCUUUUAUUGCUCCUUCUGGCUGUAGGAGAGAGGUAUCCAGUUGAGGGAUAGCUGCUCUCGGAGAGGAGGAUAUCCACCAGCGAGCUGCUGCCGCUGAGGACAACGGAAGCCAGCCGACAGGAGACAGGGAUCUGAGGCGAGGGGCACUGCAGAGUCAUGGACAAUGUGCAAAUGUUCGGCACUAAAAUAACAGCGAUCAAGGAAUACUUAUAUAACUUUGCCCGAACGCACUCCCCCACGAGACUCAUGGGUUCGGAAAACACGUACUCGCUCUCCAAGGAGCACUGUAAUCUCAAAUACUCAGACAUCCUGCCACAGAAUGCCGAGGGCUUCCCGGCGACCCGGGAAUUCCUGAUGAAGGUCGUGGACAUACUGAUCGACUACAUCAAGAACCAGAGCGACAGGAGCUCCAAGGUCCUCGACUUUCACCACCCGGGCGACAUGAUGCGCCUCCUGGACCUCGAGAUCCCCGACACUGGGGUCUCGCUCCAGCAGCUGCUGGUCGACUGCUCGACGACCCUCAAGUACCAGGUGAAGACAGGUCACCCGCACUUCUUCAACCAGCUGUCGUGCGGCUUGGAUCUGGUCUCGAUGGCCGGCGAGUGGCUGACCGCAACCGCAAACACAAACAUGUUCACGUACGAGAUAGCCCCGGUGUUUAUCCUGAUGGAGCACGUGGUGCUGCACAAGAUGCGGGAGAUCAUUGGGUGGCCGAACGGCGUAGGUGACUCGAUUUUGGCACCCGGUGGCUCCAUCAGCAACCUAUACGCCUUCCUCGCGGCCCGCCACAAGAUGUUCCCCCAGUACAAGGAGCGCGGCCUCUCCGCCGUCGGUGGCCAACUGGUCAUGUUCACCUCGGACCAGUGCCACUACUCGGUAAAGUCGUGCGCGUCGGUGUGCGGCCUGGGCACGGACAACUGCGUGAUGGUGCCGAGCGACGAGCGCGGGCGCAUGAUACCCCAACGGCUCGAGGAGCUGAUAAUCGAGCGCAAGGCCAAGGGCCACAUACCCUUCUUCGUGAACGCGACCGCGGGCACUACGGUCAUCGGGGCCUUCGAUCCCAUCGCGGAAAUUGCCGAUAUCUGCAAAAAGUACAACUGCUGGCUCCACGUCGACGCUGCCUGGGGCGGUGGACUGCUGUUGUCGAGGAAAUACCGACACCCAAGGCUGACGGGCAUCGAGAGGGCUGAUUCGGUGACUUGGAAUCCUCACAAGCUGAUGGGCGCCCUGCUCCAAUGCUCCACCAUUCAUUUCAAGGAUGACGGUCUGCUCAUAAGUUGCAAUCAGAUGUCAGCAGAGUACUUGUUCAUGACGGACAAGCUUUAUGACGUUAAAUACGAUACGGGCGACAAAGUUAUUCAAUGCGGUCGGCACAAUGACAUUUUCAAGCUGUGGCUUCAAUGGCGCGCCAAGGGCAACGACGGCUUCGAGGAGCACAUGAAUCGACUGAUGGAACUGACGGAAUACAUGGUGCAGCGCAUCAAGCAAAUGUCCGAUAAAUUUUACCUCAUACUCGAACCGGAGCUUGUCAAUUGCUGCUUCUGGUAUUUGCCCACACGCCUGCGAAACAUGCCACACACGGCCGAGAGGGAGAAACUUUUAGGGGAGAUAUGUCCAAUUUUGAAAGGCAGAAUGAUGGAAGCUGGUACUCUGAUGGUUGGCUAUCAGCCGGACGACCGGAGACCCAAUUUCUUUAGAAACAUUAUUUCAAGCGCUGCCGUCACGGAAGCCGAUAUUGACUUUUUGUUGGCCGAAAUGGAUCGUCUCGGGCACGAUCUGUAAAUCUUACGAAAUCAAUUACACGAAACGUAGACGAGCGACUGAAGGUGCAAUCGUAACUUUUUGGAAUUUUUUUUCAUUGUUAAUUGUUACAAAAUGUCUAUCUUCUAUUUUGUUGUCGACAGAAUUUUUAGUCGAAGGUAUUGUUUUAUUUAUCAUGAAUUAGGAGUUUAUUAGAUCCUCUAUCGUAGUAGUUAAAAUUUACUGUCAAGCUUCUCAAGCUGUGAAAAAUCCUCAUAUGCAUAUCUGAGAUGACCUGAUAAUCUUUUAUGGAGCUGAUAUUUUGGUUAAAAUGUUUUGUAAUGUUUAAAUAUUACCGAGGAUUAGGUAAUUGCUUCUUCCAAAUACUACGUGUAACGAUAUACUGCUUGUGUAUACGUUAUAGAAUCAGAGUAUUUGCCUUAGUCAAUUUACAGUACAUAUAAACAAAUUGGCUUUGACUUUGAGUUUAGGGUAAAAUUACUAUAUAUAUAAAAAAAGAAAUAAAUUAACUGAAGCAAUUAACCAUUAAAUAUAAAGUUAGAGUGUAUUAAACGUUAAAAAAUAAUUGAUAUUUAUAAGAAUUAAAGAAAGUAUUGAGUAUGGAAAAAAAA